Microcebus murinus (gray mouse lemur) is the source of this 636-nucleotide messenger RNA. RefSeq names its product large ribosomal subunit protein mL49. NCBI's taxonomy places the organism in Eukaryota, Metazoa, Chordata, Mammalia, Primates, Cheirogaleidae. The record is from RefSeq and is a predicted model, not a curated record. Gene Ontology annotation, molecular function: structural constituent of ribosome. Gene Ontology annotation, biological process: translation. Gene Ontology annotation, cellular component: mitochondrial large ribosomal subunit; ribosome.
UCCAAGAUGGCAGCUACCAUGUUGCGGGUUACCCUACGCGGCUGGCUACCCGGCGUCCAGCGGGGCUGCGGGUUACGGCUGUUGAGCCAGACCCAGGGGCCUCCGGGUUACCCCAGCUUUGUGGAGUCCGUGGAUGAAUACCAGUUUGUGGAGCGCCUGUUACCCCCCACCAGCAUCCCCAAACCCCCAAAGCAUGAACAUUAUCCCACCCCUAGCGGCUGGCAGCCUCCCAGAGACCCACCACCCAACCUGCCUUACUUUGUGCGGCGCUCUCGGAUGCAUAACAUCCCUGUCUACAGGGACAUCACACAUGGCAACCGCCUGAUGACUGUCAUCCGGAAGGUGGAGGGGGACAUCUGGGCCCUGCAGAAAGAUGUAGAAGAGUUUCUGAGGCCACUGCUGGGGAAGACACCCAUCACCCAGGUCAAUGAGGUGACAGGUACCCUGCGGAUUAAAGGCUACUUUGACCAGCAGCUCAAAGCCUUUACAGCCCUAAAAAACAGAAGGAAAACUGUUCUUCCAAAGUCUCCAAUAACCAGAGAAGAUGAUGCUUCUGAAGGCUGGCAGGUCCUAAAUGACAAGUUCUGGAAACAGAGACACUGGACUGGCAGCAGCACUGGAGAGUUGCCAACAUAA